This is a messenger RNA of Trichoderma atroviride IMI 206040, 2031 nucleotides long. RefSeq lists its product as uncharacterized. Gene Ontology annotation, biological process: tetrahydrofolate interconversion. The record is from RefSeq and is a predicted model, not a curated record. NCBI's taxonomy places the organism in Eukaryota, Fungi, Ascomycota, Sordariomycetes, Hypocreales, Hypocreaceae. Gene Ontology annotation, molecular function: FAD binding; methylenetetrahydrofolate reductase [NAD(P)H] activity. Gene Ontology annotation, cellular component: cytosol.
AUGAUGGACAAAAUCACAGACAAAAUCGCGGCGCUGCCGGCCGAUGGAGAGUACUUCUCUCUGGAGUUCUUCCCUCCCAAGACACAGAUGGGCUUCUCCAACUUGCGUGUUCGCCUUCAACGAAUGGAACGAGCCCUGCGACCGCUCUUCGUCAAUGUCACCUGGGGAGCUGGCGGCUCAACAGCCCAGAAAUCAAUCGAGCUUGCCGAGCUAUGUCAGCGAGAGCUUGGCCUCACCACUUGCCUCCAUCUCACAUGCACAAACAUGAGCCAAGCAAUGGUUGAUCAGGCACUACAAGAUGCGAGAGCGCUGGGCAUUCGCAACAUCUUGGCUCUGAGAGGAGAUCCGCCCCGCGCCGAGUACCGAGACGCCGACGAACCGACCGGCUCUGAGGAGUUUACAUGGGCAAUUGAUCUUGUCAAGUAUAUCCGCAAGAAAUAUGGCAGCUACUUUUGCAUUGGUGUUGCUGCGUAUCCAGAAGGCCAUGGCGAUGGAAGCCACCCCGAAGGACAGAGCUUUGAGCACGAUCUCCCAUAUCUUGUCGACAAGGUCCAGGCCGGGGCGGAUUUCAUCAUGACGCAGCUCUUCUUCGACAUCAAGGCCUAUGAGAAGUUUGAGACUACCCUGAGAGACGACCCUAGCGGAGCCUUCAAGACGAUACCCAUCUUGCCUGGCUUGAUGCCAAUUCAAAGCUACGCAAUGAUCAAGCGAACGGCCAAGCUGAGCCAUGCCGAGAUGCCGGAAGAAAUCAUGGCCCGGCUAAACGCUGUAAAGGGAGACGACGAGAAGGUCAAGAUGGUCGGCGUUGAUAUCCUCAGCGAACUGAUAGAGCAGAUUAGAGAAAUCAAGAGCAGGACUCCCGGCCCCAGAGGCUUCCACUUCUACACUCUCAACCUCGAGAAAUCAAUCUCCUUCAUUCUGGAGAGGACGAAACUGAUCCCUGACGUCCCAGAAGAUGAAGAAGCUGUUGUGGAUGAGCCCGUGCCGGCGGCGGUGACAGGCCAGCGAUCGAUUCCAAGAAUCAGCGUCAAUGGGAAUGUUCCACUUCGCCAGAGCCGCAGUCACUCCCGCACAGCCAGGAGACAAUCUUCUGUUGGUUCCGACCCCCACAACCGAGUCAUUGUUGGAAGAGCCGCCGCGCACCCCGAAUGGGAAGCGAGCAGCACAGAGGCCGGCCUCCCUGCCGAAAGCAUCAACACACGUGCCAACACGCUGGCCAUCUCCGAGGGCGAAGGAGCUCUUGGCCGUGAGGCGACGUGGGAUGACUUCCCCAACGGCAGAUUCGGUGAUGCCCGUUCACCUGCCUACGGUGAGAUUGACGGAUAUGGCGUCAGCAUCCACAUGUCUGUCACACAAGCCGUCUCCCUCUGGGGUCACCCAAAGACGGCCAGCGACAUCAAUGACAUUUUUGUGCGACACAUCCGAGGAGAAAUCUCCGCCAUCCCGUGGAGCGAGGAAGAUCUCCUUCCCGAAUCCAACAUCAUCAAGUCUAGCCUAGAGGCGAUGAACAAAAAGGGCUGGUGGACUGUUGCCUCCCAACCCGCGGUGAAUGACCUGCCGUCAAACCAUGGCACAUUCGGAUGGGGACCUGCCUCUGGAUUUGUCUUCCAGAAAUCAUUCGUAGAGUUCUUCAUCCCAUCAGCAGACUGGAAGAUUCUCUACGACAAGCUCACCUCUGAGGAACACGAGGAAGUCGUCUGCUUCUACGCCAGCAACGCCAACGGCGACUUUGUUUCAUCCGACUCAACCGGCGGCACGAGCCGAGCUGCCGUCAGCGCAAGCACAAACGCCGUGACAUGGGGCGUCUUCCCCGGCAAAGAAAUCGUCACGCCAACCAUUAUCGAAGAGGUCAGCUUCCGCGCCUGGUGCGAGGAGGCCUUUGACAUCUGGGCCGAGUGGGCAAAGGUCUAUGGGCGAGGCUCGGACAGCGAGAAGCUGUUGAACGAAAUCGGCCAGGAUCGCUGGCUGGUGAACAUCAUCCACCACGAUUACGUAGAUACAGAGGCUCUGUGGAGGCUAUUGACGAACUGA